UGUAAAGUGGGAGGGGUUUGAUCUAGACCCCGCCCCCUGUGUCUCGUGUUCUGCAGUAUGGAUCUCAUGAGUUUCGCGCGCCCUCACUUUCGCACUGCAUGCCUGUGUGAAACGUGGAGCAAAAGUGAUUUUUGCGUUAUGCCAUUUUUUCCCCACGAAUUACCCUCACUGCAAAAGCAUGUGUAACCUGUUGUGAUUAACGUUACAUUCAUUGUCUUUAUAUGAAGUUUGGCUCAAAGCAGAGUAGGUUUGUAUUCAGUAGGAGCGGUCGUGAGUCCGUGUGUUUUCAGUAGUUUUUGUAUUUCAAUUUAUCAACAUCAUGGUAAAUUAUUGUGUUUGUGGAGGGUGCACAAACUCCAGCCUGUCAGGACAUCGAGUCCACAGGUUCCCUAACAAGAAAAAGGACGGCGCUAUCUUCCGUGCCUGGGUGCGUUUUGUGCAGACUAAGAGACGGGACUUCAGUUCUGCAUCUGCUUCGAAAAACGCGGUGGUGUGUAGCGUUCACUUCAGACCGGAGGAUUAUCGUCCCGGCGAUAUAAUGGAGGUCAACAUGGGAUGCCGAAGCAAGAACCAAGUGAGGCUCCAAGCUGAUGCGGUUCCUUCGGUGCACGCAACAACGGGUUCGGCCGGCGGGAGACGUUAUUAUGGUCACAGAUCCGCCAGAAAUGCAAGUCUACGACAACGUAAAGUGUGCAGGGAUUUGGAAGACAUUGAAAGUAAUGAAGUGGGAGAUCAAUCUACAGCCAGUGCCGCAGUGCUUGCUGACCCUGAGCAAGAGGCUUUCUCUCCACUGGCCCCUCAGUCAUCUGUGCUUCACUUUGGCCCACAGUGUAACCUCAGAUCUUCACAUCGUUCAUCAGUUUUUCCUCAACCAACAACGCCUGGCACAGGAAAACAAAGUAAGAAAAGAAAAACAGUCCUACAAACGGCUACGACGAAAAAACGACUGGACCAGCAAAGGGCUCAAACCAGAGUGAACAUCGGCGUUGCUUUUCCACGUUGGAGACAACUGCGGGACUCAAAGGGACUGAAAACUGACGCGAUGCUUGCAGUUUUUCUUUUGGAUAGUUACGAGAAAACUGCAGCAUCCACAGCUUUGGUGCAUGAACUCCCCAAACCACCACCACCACCACCAGUUUCGACUAAUAUUUCCGACCGCAAAGGGCAGGAGAUGAAAUCUGAGUGUUUUGGUCCUUGGAGCUCAGUUUUACUUAAACUUGAGCAAGUGCAAGAAGAUUGUGAUGGAAAUGAUUUGUCCUCCUUCAGUGUGGACAUCAUACAGGUGAAGCAGGAAGACCCAGUACAGGUGAAGCAGGAAGGCUCAAUACAUGUGAAGCAGGAAGACCCAGUACAGGUGAAGCAGGAAGACUCAAUACAGGUGAAGCAGGAAGACACAGGCGAGUCUGAGUUUUGGUGCAGUUCCAGCAUGCAGCAAGAUCCAGAGAUGUCUGGGGGUGCAGAUGCUAGUCACCCAGUUUCACUUCAUUUCAACAAACUAAAAGAAAUGGAUCAUUACUGUGGAAAUGGGGAAUCGUUACCUUCAGAGGAUCUUGUACAAGCUCUCAAAAGUGAGGAUUUGAAGACUGAAGAGCCCAUUGAAGAACAGGCAUGGACAGGAAGGAUCACAUAAAAGUCUGUUCCUCCAGCAUCUCAUACCAAGCCACUCACAUGCAGACAAUCAUCCAGACAUGCAAAGUAUCUUCUCCCACCACUUCAACUGCUAGCAGGGUUUCUGAACUGACCAUGAAGAGUCAAUGUGAAAAUGCAUUAACUGAAAAUGAACUAACUAAAAUAAAUAAACAAUAUAAAUGAACUGAAACUGUCUAAUUCUUGCCAAAGUCAGAAGAACUCCAAGUACAGAUCGCAGUUCUUCAAAAUUGAAUUAGAGCUAUUAUUUGUAUAAACUUCCCCCAGCACUCAGCCUGCUCUCCACAAAGUGAUCUUGAUUAUGUUUUGGACCUGCUUAAUUUUUGGCAUUCUGAAAAUGAGAAACUUCUCAAAGGCUUCCACGGGCAUUUCUUGGGUAAAAAUCCACUAUGCAAGGUGAGCUGAAACGCAAGGCAGAAGAUCAACCAUGUGAGACAUUUCAUUCUUCACAUGGCAAAAGGAUAUCCUCCAAUCAAAACAUUACCCUUCUUGGACUACAUAGAGCAGAUUAAUGAGUGGGUGGUGACCCUUCAGAAUGGUAACAUGAAUGUCAGACACUACUUACUGGAUUUAUUGGCCUUCCUGAUGUUUUUAAACAGAACAAGUGGUCCAAUCGCUCACCUCACACGACAUUCAAGGCAGCACAUUCGGAGACAACUGAGACAAAAGCUAAAGGACAUUAACACACUUAAAAUCCCACAAACGGACACUCAAGGGCUCUGGAGACAAUCCCUCUACACCGAAGCAGCAUGUAAACAAGAGCACUUCACGAGAGCAGGGCUGUGCCUCACUGCAUGUGUGCUGGAUAUAAAAAUGUUGAAAGUGUUGUUGAUUUUUAUAUACAAACUACUGUACUUUUGUUUUAGAAGUUCUUCCGUUCAAUUGCUGUUUAGUCUAGUGGGGUUUUUUUUUCUUUUAUGGCAGAGAAAUCACAGUUGAACAUGUACAGUAAAUCAGUUUAUUUUGCACAUGGGUUCUCAGCCUUUCACUUUUUUUUUUUUUUUUUUUAAUUGAUGUAUAUUUGGGGCAACGUAAUGAAAAAAUAUUAUAAUAAAUUCAAAUAUUUGAUACAAAUAUGAUUUAAAUACCUUUCAUAAGAAUGUCUAGAAAAUAUUGUUAAUUUAAGUAGUGUUUAAAGAUUGUUUGCAUAAAUGUAUUAUUUCAGGAAGUAGUUAAGGGGAAUUCUGCACUUUGGGAGAAAUAGAAUUGUUCAUAAGUUCAGGUGUUAUAAAGAAUGUGCCGUUUCAAAUGUAUGAGGACGAAUAAUCUGUUCUUCUAGCAGACCUGUACCACCUCAGAAAAGAGCUUUGAUUUCUAGUGAAUGUUUUAUUGUGGUUUUUCUUCUUCGGCUGAUAACUCAUAAAAUUAUUUAAACAACUCUUCUUCUGAAGAAUCAUUCCUACCUGAUUUUCAAACAAAAUGUGAGACUAGUAAUUGGCAUUAAAAGAUGUGAAUUGGG
Messenger RNA from Megalobrama amblycephala (Wuchang bream), 3106 nucleotides. RefSeq lists its product as uncharacterized. The transcript is spliced from 10 exons. Lineage: Eukaryota; Metazoa; Chordata; Actinopteri; Cypriniformes; Xenocyprididae. The record is from RefSeq and is a predicted model, not a curated record. Bases 320 to 1630 code for a protein of 436 amino acids.